Messenger RNA from Diaporthe citri, 1350 nucleotides. RefSeq lists its product as uncharacterized. The coding region runs from base 1 to 1350 and encodes 449 amino acids. Lineage: Eukaryota; Fungi; Ascomycota; Sordariomycetes; Diaporthales; Diaporthaceae. The transcript is spliced from 4 exons. The record is from RefSeq and is a predicted model, not a curated record.
AUGCAUCCUACACCAGGCGCUCAAUCCGAGCGUCCUGCGAGGUUUCAACUACGACGAGCACGGCCUUUGGCGGAAUAUAGCCAUAUGAGUGCGCCCACCAAUUUCGAACACAAUCAAGAGGCGUACCUUUAUGGGAACAAUCUCGACAGCUCCACAGCCUUCCGGGAGCAUGACAGGCCAUGGAUCAGCAUCCCAGCUCAGGCCAUCAGGACGGCUCAGCUGGGCUUCAUCGCUUGUGGCGUGCAUGGAAUAGUUCUUGCAUCGUUCUGGGUGCUCGUCCUCAUUGCAUACGGUGUAUUAUGGAAGCCAGGUGCCUGGUUUCUGGUCCCAUGGGCUGCCCUGUGCCUCAUUGGGUUUCUGUUGAGCUUCACUAUCGACCAGGCAUCACGCAGACGUUCGAACAGUCGAAGAAUGUGGAUGACCUACGCUUCGAUUCUGCCCAUGCUGUUCCAAAUUGUAUCAGUCCUACGCUAUAAGACGCGCUUUGCCUCGUCGUUCCUCUAUGGCCAUCUGAUGGCAAAUCUCCUUCUGGGGCCCGCUCUCGUGUGCCUGAGCAAUGGUCUCUCGCACGAAAUCUUUCCCGUACCGAGCGCCAACCAACUAAGAAGCAUGAUGUCCUUUGGCCUCACAGGCAUUUUGGGCAUGUUGGCUUGGGUGCAUCUCUCCCGCCACAGAGACUCAAACUUUUCCCAAACCAGCAAGACGAUAUUCUCAAUUACAGCACUUGUAGUGAUAACUGGGCUUUUCUUAUGGACUGUUACUUUUCGCACACGCACACACGUCAAUCUGUGGCAUCACGAGCAGCCCGAAGCUGAAUACGAAGCGGAGCGUCCCUGGCCAAAUGAGUUUUAUGGCAGCUACUCUGACACCUUGUUGUUGGACAACGGAUCCAUCGCCAUAUUUGCCACUAUGUUGGCAAUACCGUGUUCUUAUGCCGUGAUAUCUGCUUCAAAGGAUCCACAUCCAGGCUCAUACAUGUCAGAAGAUCUUUUGAGCGUUAUUUUACUCCCCAUGUUGGCAAAUACUCCGGUUUUCCUUCUCGGAAUGCGGCAAGCUGCAAGAAAACACCUCGACGAGCCCUUUGAGCUGAACCAUGCUGUUGGUGUUGAGUUUGCGUACAUUAUGACGGCUAUUAUCCUCAUCAAAAGCAUCACAUUUAAUGUGCAGGUCCCUUUCGAGUCGAACCCGGCGGAUUUAGUGUUCCUCGGGGUCGCCUCAAUUACCUCGCAUCGCAGCUUUUCAAGCCACUGUCAGCCCACCUACAUGGAUGGCGCUCUCUGCUUAGGGCUGUACUUGAUAAUAGCCCUUGCAGUCCUGAUCGCUAAUGCUGCUGAUGCAGGUCACCUGUGA